AGUAUUCUCUUCAUCCAGUUUCGAUCAUUCAUCUAUCUUCUCGAAUCCCGGGAAAGAAACGAUGCGGCCUCCGAUCAAGAAAACCAGCUAUGGCAGAGGGCAGGGCGUGGAGGUCUCUGUCAAGGAAGAAGGAUUUCAUGGAUCCUACUUCGAAGCGAAGGUGGUUUCUUACCUCGACAAUGGGCUCUACAUCGUCCAGUACCAGACCUUGCUGGAAGACGACGAGUCCAAAUUUCUGACUGAGACUGUGUACCCUAAGGAGCUUCGUCCUCUGCCUCCGGCCAUCCCUGUUCGCCGGUUCUCCGUUAAGCAGAAGGUCGAUGUGUUCGACAAGGACGGGUGGUGGGUCGGCGUUAUCACCCGAAAAGAUGGCCCCGACGGUUAUUUUGUGUAUUUCUGGACCACGGACGAGGAGAUCGCUUACCCUUCCUCUCUGCUUCGGGUUCAUCAGGAUUGGAUCAACGGCAAGUGGGUUUUGCCCAAGAAAGCUCGCUCUUAGUUUAUAUAUAUAUAUACACAUAGAAUCGCUGGGGUUUCAGGAACUACAUUUUUUUGUUAUGUGGAAUUCUGAUGUAAGAUUUACGAACUAUAUUUUCUUGUUAUAUAGGAUUGUUCUGAAGGACUGCUCGUUCUUCUUGUGAGUUCUGUAGAUUAAUUCUGCAGACAGUGAGCUGUUCUUCUU
This is a messenger RNA of Neltuma alba, 682 nucleotides long. Its product is annotated as DUF724 domain-containing protein 3-like. NCBI's taxonomy places the organism in Eukaryota, Viridiplantae, Streptophyta, Magnoliopsida, Fabales, Fabaceae. The record is from RefSeq and is a predicted model, not a curated record. Bases 62 to 499 code for a protein of 145 amino acids. The transcript has a single exon.